This is a messenger RNA of Gymnodraco acuticeps, 11299 nucleotides long. It is a transcript of the gene sh3pxd2aa, whose product is annotated as SH3 and PX domains 2Aa. The record is from RefSeq and is a predicted model, not a curated record. The transcript is spliced from 15 exons. The coding region runs from base 834 to 4367 and encodes 1177 amino acids. Gene Ontology annotation, biological process: superoxide anion generation. Gene Ontology annotation, molecular function: phosphatidylinositol binding; protein binding; superoxide-generating NADPH oxidase activator activity. NCBI's taxonomy places the organism in Eukaryota, Metazoa, Chordata, Actinopteri, Perciformes, Bathydraconidae.
UGCUCGUGACUCAGAGACCGGAGAGUGUGUGAACAAAGUGAGCACAGCUUCAUUAUCACACCGGGAGGAGUAGGAACAUUUCAACGAAUAACCUGCCGUUCGUGUCGAAUUCAGGCCUGCAUGUUGAGACACUACGUUACUUUAUUUAAUAUGCUCUGAAGCGGGAAGGAAAAGUUCUGUGGCCCCGGGGGAAGAUUAGUGAAAUGAUAGGCCGAGUGUAUCCGCUCGUAACAAACACAUCAUCAUUAGCCUUUCUCACAGUACGUUUCUUGUCGAAGAAGGCACAGGCACAUCUUUUUGUAUUGGAUGCUUCAUUCCAAAUCGCCCUGAGGACGUGUGUGAAGCCCAUCCCACUCCGUUCCCUAAAUUAACUGCGCCUGCUGGAAGGCAGGAGGAGGUUAGGCGCUGGAUCUGCCGGCUCCCUUCACAUUUAGACACCCCGGUAACCUCCAGGUAUACAGAUGCCCCUCCAGUAGGCACCGCGGCAGACACAAAGGAACUCGCAUCACUUUUUUUCUAUUUGUAAGGUGACUGCCUUAACCAGCGCGCCGUCCGCCACCGGCCAGACUGUGCUGCUGAAGCAACGUGAACCCCACUCUGUGCUCGGAUAUUCGGCUGUGUGUCACCGCCACCGGCCAGCAAAAGCUCACAUGUACUAUUGAUAAGUUUCUGAUCAUAUUUAUGGUCGUUGCGUCAGUCUGCGCCGCCGAGGAGCUGCUGUCUUCAUGGACCGCUGAAUUUUUAAGUGACACAGCGAUGAAUGUGGUGAAUUCUCUCCCGUGAUACAAGAUAGCUUAUCCGGAGCCUCAGCAGCUGCCUGUCAGUCGCUUUUAAUGCAUAGCCUUUGCAGGGUCAAGAUGCAGUUUCGGACUGUACUGGACGUGAAAGUCGUGGACGUGCAGAAGAGGCGCAAUCCGUCUAAACACUACGUAUAUCUCAUCAAUGUCACCUAUUCUGACAACACCUCCCACAUCGUGUACAGAAGAUACAGCAAAUUCUUUGACCUACAGAUGCAGAUACUUGACAAGUUCCCAAUUGAGGGAGGGCAGAAAGACCCAAAGAAGAGGAUCAUCCCAUUUCUCCCAGGCAAAAUCCUGUUCCGGAGGAGUCAUGUGCGAGACGUGGCCAUGAAGCGGCUGCGUUUCAUCGACGACUACUGCAGGGCGCUGGUGCGACUCCCCCCUCAGAUCUCUCAGAGUGAGGAGGUCCUGCGCUUCUUUGAGACAAAAGCAGAGGAUGUCCACCCCCCUGUGGAGGACUAUGGCUCCAAGCGCAAGUCAGUAUGGAUGUACGGCUUUACAGACAGCCCGAGGAAAGAGGCCUCAGGGAUUGACAGCUCGGAGCCCAUGGUGCUGGAGCAGUACGUGGCCGUGGCCAACUACGAGAGGCAGGAGAACUCCGAGAUCAGCCUCAAGGCCGGCGAGACGGUGGACGUGAUCGAGAAGAGCGAAAGUGGCUGGUGGUUUGUCAGCACAGCAGAGGAGCAGGGCUGGGUGCCAGCCACAUACCUGGACUCCCAAAAUGUAACCAGAGACGAUUUGGAUCUGGGCACUUCCAGGACUGGAGAAGUUACAAAGAGACGCAAGGCACAUCUGAAGAGGCUGGACCGCCGCUGGACCCUGGGGGGGAUAGUCAACCGGCAGCAGAGCAGAGAGGAGAAAUAUUUGACGAUACAGCCACACGCCAGUCAAGGGAAGGAUGAAGUCAGCUUUGAGAAAGGGGUCACCGUGGAAGUCAUCCAGAAGAACUUGGAGGGCUGGUGGUACAUCAGGUACUUAGGGAAAGAGGGCUGGGCCCCUGCCUCCUACUUGCAAAAGGUGAAAGAUGACUUCUCCCCCCGCAAGAAGACCCUGACAGGCCCCGUGGAGAUCAUCGGCAACAUCAUGGAGAUCAGCAACCUGCUGCAGAAGAAGUCCGUCAGCGAGAAGGACAUCCAGACGGAGGGGGAGGGGAGCACCACCCCCGAGCGCCACAUCUCCAAGAGCGAGAUCAGCCUGCCCAUGCCGUACAACUCUGAGAUCAACGCGGAGACGGGCCGGAGGCUGAGCGCUGGCCGUGACACCAACAGCCCCUGUCUGGGGAUAGCAGCAAGUGCUGCACUCAAAAAAAGUCUAGCCAGGGAAGAGCAAGGGUCCCCAGCUGUUGCUAGAGUGGCCCCGCAUAGAGUGGAAAUUGGGUCUCCAAAUCUGAGACAAAAACCUCCCCCACGAAGAGAACCCAACUUGGGACUCCAGUUACCAAAGCCACCAGCACCCCCUGCUGUGGAAGCAGAGUAUUACACCAUAGCAGAUUUCCAGUCCUCCAUCUCUGAUGGCAUCAGUUUCCGUGGAGGACAAAAGGCUGAUGUGAUAGAGAAGAACCCCGGGGGCUGGUGGUAUGUGCAGAUCGGAGAGAAGGAGGGCUGGGCCCCCUGCUCCUACAUUGACAAGCGCAAGAAGCCCAACCUCAGUCGUCGGACCAGCACCCUGACCCGGCCCAAAGUCCCACCCCCAGCUCCGCCUGUCAAGAAGCAAGAACCGGAGGAGGCCCCCCCUCCUGCUAGCUCUGCUACAAAAGUCUCAGAGCCGGUGAGCAGGCCCGUGUAUGAGGAGCCUGAAUAUGAUAUUCCUGCAGUCGGAUGUGAAGGUGAAUCGGACACCGAUUCCCUUAAGGAUGAACGUGCCCUGGAUGUGAAGAUCAGCAGCGUGGUGAGCGACAAGUACCGCAGCUCCCCUCCUUCCUGCAAGGCCUCCCCUCCUUCCUGCAAGGCCUCCCCUCCAGUCUGCAAGGCGUCCCCUGUGUUCACUCGUCGGAGAACUUCCUUCAGGUCUGUGGAGGAGGUCUCCAAAGAGGAGUGUAUCUAUGAGAAUGACUUCAGACCAAGCAGUGGUGCUGAGAGGACUUCAGUCAAAGGUUCCAGUGAGCCGAGUUCCCCAAGGAGCUAUCGUUCCUCCACAGUCCCUCGCAAACUCUCCGGAUCCUCGCCUUUAGCAGGUAGACCCAUGAAGACCAUGACGCCAGAGAUGACACGGAGAAGCCAGACCCUGGGCAGACACAUAGAUAUCAGCCUGAGCUCUCAGGACAACAGCCCCCACUCUUCAUCAGAUGAAUUGACCAGAGGUUCCAAGAAAGGUGCUCCCUUUAGCCGGGAUGUGGAGCAGAGAAUAGGUCAGAGCCCCUCCACCCGGCCUAAGCCUUCUGUUAGACCUAAACCUCUCCUGACCAAAUCUGAGCCCCAGAGUCCUGAGAGGAUGGACAUCAGCUCUCUGAGGCGGCAGCUGAGGCCUACCAGUCAGUAUCGGCCUCAUGGCCUCAAACCUACUCGCGACGAAUCUGAAACAGGCUCUGUCAUAUCAUCCGAGGACUCCAUGUGUUCGCGCAGCACCUCAGAUCUCUCUUCAGUAUACUCCAAAGGGAGCCGCGGUGACUCAGACGUGGAAGGCCCCACUCUCUACCGCUCCCUGGAUGUCUAUAAGAAGGUCCAGGACUCUGAGAUCAGCUUUCCAGCCGGGGUGGAGGUUGAGGUUCUGGAGAAGCAGGAGAGCGGUUGGUGGUACAUCCGUUGGGUAUCCGAAGAGGGUUGGGCUCCCUCAUACUACCUGGAGCCUGUCAGACAAGUGGGUGAUGUGGGUGGGUUCGAACUAGAAGGACACAGGAGUGGCAGGAGUAAGUCCAACAGCCUGGAGAAGAACGAGCAGCACGUUCUGGCCCUCAACAAUAUCAACAUUCAGGGUCUGAGCCAGCAUCAGCAGCAUCAAGGCUUGAGAAGGAACACUCCGCCAAUCCCCUCCAAGCCUCCCGGCGGCUUCUCGAAGCCUUCAGCCGUAGUUAAUGGCGGCGUUCGGAUGAGGAACGGGGUACGCCAGGUGGCAGUGAGGCCUCAGUCUGUAUUUGUGACCACAUCACAGCCAUCAAAGGACGGACACUACAUGACGGGUUCUCUGAGGCGAAACGACACGCUCCACAGAAGCGAUCACUACGGUUCCGGUUCUGCCACUCUUGGCGUCCGGCGAAAUGCCUCGUUCAGCACCGUGCGGCCACAUGUCGUUGUGGAAAGUGAGACGAGGCCCGCAGAGCGCUCCAGCCUGGGAUCCUCGGGUAACGCGUUCAGCACAAGCAACGUAAACCAACGCAACGGCAUCCCUGUGUCCACCGUGCGACCCAAACCCAUCGAGAAGAGCCAGCUGAUCCACAACAACCUGGGCAGGGAUGUGUACGUGUCCAUCGCCGACUAUCGGGGCGAUGAGGAGACAAUGGGCUUCACGGAGGGCACCUGUCUGGAGGUGCUGGAAAGAAACCCCAAUGGAUGGUGGUACUGCCAGGUUCAGGACAGCCUGCUUCCACGCAAGGGUUGGGUCCCAUCCAACUAUCUAGAGCGAAAAAAAUAAACCCCACAUCCGUCCCCUACCCUUUCCUCUAUCUUUCCCCUUUUUGAUGACUCCAAGGACGUUGGUGGCUCCUUAAGAAUGUUACCCACAAUCACCCGUAAGCAAUAUGUCCUUGAACAAUGUACAUUUAUGACAGCUUGUAAAAAAGAAAGAUGUUUUCAUCUGAAAAGGAAAGACACUUUUAGUGCUGGUUUACUAAAAUGUAUACGAAAAGGAGUGUAAAGAUUUAAAAUAUUUUGGCUAAGAGACAGGAUGUCGGUUUGGUCCUCCUCGAGUGAGGAAAUCUGAAGAGGUAAUGUCUUUGAGAUAUAAAAUGGUAUGAAUGGGAGUGAUAACCUCUUAAAGAGGUUUGCAUCAUGUAAUACAGAAGUUGAGCAGGGUAAUGGUUAUGCUUAUUCCUGCCCAUCACUGACUCUGAUGGCCGAUAAGUGCCUUUUGUUGAUCACCUGAAUGGAGGUCCUAAAUGGUGGAUUGCGAAAAACAAUAAAUCAACCAAAUCUUUUAAGAGUGCCAUAGGCCUACGAACACCACCAAGACAAUUUGCAUAACCAGUUAAGAGCUCCACUAUAGAGUGCAAACAAAGUGCAAGAUGUCCAUCUAGAGUGCUCUGAUUGGUCCAACACAGAUUAAAGAAAGUAACUGAGGUUUAGACUCAGUCAGCAGAGAAUUGUAUUUGUUUUAAGCCACAAGCAAACUGAAACCUUUUAAUCUCAUUAUAAGUAUUCUUUAAAUCAUUGUAUGUUAUAAUGUCUCAUGUUGAUGCAAGUCUUUCGUAGAGAAUUAUUUCUGCUUUCUUGUGACAUCUGUUUACCACCGACAGCCUUGAAUUGGAAGUUAAACUCCUGGAACACAUGCAGGAGAUGCUCAGGUUUCAAUAAUUGGCAAAGUUUGGUAGUAGAUUCUUAAACCCCAGAAAAACAUGUUAAUAUGUAUGUUUUUAAUCCCAGCUGUAACUGGGAUAACAGAUGUGUAAAACCUGUUAAACUUGAAAAUAACAGACGCGUUAUAGUUUUCUGGAAAAUUGUAAUUUGCUCUCCAGAAAAAACCCACCUCAUACUGUAUCUGGGUAGCAAAUAACUUUAAACAAUUAGUUUACAUAGUUUUGGUUUACUGUAGUGCUUUUGGCUCCAGGAACAUUUGAUUGUAAAUAUUUAGUUGUUUCUAUACAUGUAAUAAUACCGCUGUUGCGGGAUGUAUUGAGUACUGGAAAUGUGAUGAAAUAAUUGAAUCCCAGGGACAUAUUUUCAAAGCAUUUAUCCCAAAUGUGAUCAAACCAAAGAGAUUGCAUUGGCUAUUUUUGUGAUUUUUGACAAAACACCUUAAACAAUUUUUUGAAAAAUCAAUACCUGGAAGCACUUGAUACCAUUUUUAAACUAGAAGUAAGUUUUGAUAUUAAACAAAACAACAUAGUGUGUAGAGUUGUUUCCAAUUGUUGUUUGGUUACUUACCAUAUAUUAAAAGAUAAUUUACAGAAGUUAGAGAUAAUUCUCCUCACAAACAGAACUGAAACAUUUGAAUUUAACCUUCUGAGCUCAAAUCCAACUUUAAAAAUUCAAAUGGCUGAUGUUCAAGACUGCUGAAAUACAUUUUCUAUUGAGCGGUGUGAGCUCUCGGUAUGAGGCAGCACUAGCUUUUCAUUAUGUUUCUGCUGGACAGUAUCACAAUAUUAAACCAAGUGCAGUACCUGCUAGAUCGCAGUUAUCUAUUUUAGCGAAACCAUAUUUGUUUUUGUUUGUUACCCUGUGAUCACACAGUGACAAUAAUGAGGAACGAAGUGGUUCUGUUUUGUGAAUUAGUGCACUUUAAAUCUGUUGUUUUAUGGUGCAUUAAUGUGAAGAUGCAGUCAAUACUCAGCAUAAUAUUUAUUGAAUACGUUUUUUAAAUUAUUUAUCUAUUCUUCUUUCAUCACCUCAAAUGAGACAGUAACCUGCAGAGUUUGAGUAUAAUUGGAUAAACAGAGACCUCUAGUGGGGGGUCAGUGGUACUAAACAUGAUUGUACCUAGCCUUUCUACCUCAGUGCAAUACGAAAUGCACUGCUGGCCAGUGAGAGUCUGUACACAUUGUUUUUACUUAAUUUGAAAUCUCGGUGCAGCUAAAAUAAUUUGUAACACAUUUUUUCGUAUUGGGCAAUCAUUUAUUUUUUUGAAAAUUAUAAACAGAUUUUUUCUCUAUGCUGUCUGCUGCAACUUUAGCAAAAAAAGGGCACUUCCUUCAUCUUUAUUGUGCUUUACAUAAUGCCUGAUUUAUGCAUAUUUAUUAUGAAUAGUUUUAUAUCUAAUUUCGGUUUGACAAUCACCUUAUUCCCCCACUCAGAAUAUUACUGUAUAGCUUAUACAGAUCAUUCUUUUUAAAGAAAUUGGACUUCACUCACAUUGAUAUGCAAAAUAUCAUAAUUUAAUUGAGUAUGUGAAGCAAAUGCAUUUGUUGAAGUAUAUGAAAAAAUGUAAGGAUACAUAAUACAAUUCAGAACUAAUCAGUUGAUUUGCUGUAUGCAGUCCCCUUCCCUACAAGACGAAGGCAUUAUGUAAAUGUGUUAAAUCACUUUGUACAUUUCGCUCCAGCACUAUUAUUAUUUCAUAUUGCUUUUAUUGAUUGAGCUGAAUUUACUUGGCUAAAAUAGCAAGGGAAUCGUUUUGUGUCGAGUAUACAUUUAGCUGUGUAGCGUCUUUAUUCAUGCUUUUUUUCUUGUCUUUGUUACCCUAUUUGUCAAAUUCUGAAAUGUACCCGCGAGGAAGUGUGCAAUAGAUAAGAAACAUCAUCAUGCGUCAACAAGAGGAUGAGAAUUACAGGUGCAGAAAGAAAACCGUCAACAAUGCCAUUUCAUCUGCUGGGAGUAGAUGCUCCCCGUCAAACUGCCAGUCAUGAGCUUUUACCGUCGUUUCAAGUGUAUCGUUUCAAGAGGAUCUCAAAAAGCAGAUCGUGUUAGCGUUGGAAAAGUAAUCGGACCAAAGCCGUCGUAGGUGACAUCUCAUUAUCUCCUGACGGGACGGACUUUUAUAAUAACUCGCAUGAGAAUCUCUGGACAGUGAUUGUGAACGGCAUGGCAGAAACCCACUGACCCGUUCUGUACUGACUUUACAGCCAUCUGGGGUCUUUCUUCACGGAUGGAGAGUCAGGGGCCCAUCAUCAGGGGCCUCAGCGGCCUGUCACGUUCGUGCCUGAAUGGAAUUUUGAUAGUUUCUUGUUUUUGUGUUGUUGUUUUCUCUUUUUUUGUUUGUUCUCUGGAGUGUGUCCUCUGAGCACACGCAUUGUCAAACCAAGUCAGAUUUGUUUCCUCACCAAUCACCCCAACGGAAGGUGACAUUUGGAACCGUCUCUGCGGUAAACAAGAGAGCAGGGAGAUGAACGCUCCUUCAGGCCAUUUCAGUUCAAUCCAUCAGCUUCCAGGAUUGUACCCCAAAAAUAGAAAAAGCUUUAUUUGUCUCUGUGCUCAGCCCCAGGCAGGCCUUAUCCAUGCGCUACAGGUACACGCGUCAUUGUGCUAAAUACUUACUGCGUGUACAGGCCAAUACACAUUGUUCCCUCUACUGUUAGGGGGGCUUGUCUCCACAAAUGCUUUUGUCCGGCUGGUUGUCUCCACCUUAAAGGAUAUACCCUGAUUGCUUUCUUGCUGAGAGUUAUAUGAGAAGAAAAGGCCUACUCUCGUUGUUAAAACAUAAGCCCCCCUCAACUCCAACACAUAUUUAGCUCUCUGUUAACCCACUUGUGUGUUUGAGCUUCACUUCGCAAAACGAUAUAAGUGAGUUUUUUACUUUAAUUACUAAUAGGGGAGUGCUUUUCUAAACUUAGUUAAAUUAGUGUUAAAGGAGUGUAUGCGCCAAUCGGCUCCAGCGUGGAAUGUUUAGCUCCUCCCAUACGUUUUGUAUGUGGACAAUUAAAGCCUCCCAUUAAUAUAAACUGAGAAUUACAUAAGAGUUUAGUGAAUAAUAAGCAUUGUGUUAUGCUCCAACUAUAUAUAUGUAUAUAUUCUGGAAUUUCAAUGCACCAGAAAAAGUAGAUGCAAUUAGAGGACAUUUUUAACAAGGUAAUUAAAGUGUUUUGUUAAAUCACAUGUAUUUUGUAAACGUCUUAAACCAGGUCUGUAGAAAAUAUUGUACUAUGAAGCUAAGACACUACACGGUUAUCUUAUCUUAGCAUAGGCCUACUUAGAGUAGCGGGAAACAACUAGCCCUGAGAAUGAAAUAAAACGUAAAUACUUAAUACCUAAGACUUCAAACACAAAUAUUUUGAUUUUACACUUAGUUGACAAAACAAAAUGCCAUAAAUCACUGCACCUGGCCAAGAGAUAAUCCCGGCUGCAACCACACAUUUUCUCUGCCUAUCUUUGGUUUCUGUAGCCAUCAAAUCAAUGACAUAAACCCAGAUAAUAUAAUUAGUGAGCUUUAGGGAACGGUAGGUGGGAUUUUUCCUCCUUUAGAUAGAACUUCGCUAGCUAAAUGUACCCAUCCUUCUAAUUGUUUUGCUAAGCUAAUUAUCUCUUGCCUUUAGCUUUUUAUUUAGCGGCACAAUAUGAGAGUUGUCUCAAUCAUCUUAUCAAACUCUUCUCAAAAAAGCAAAGUUUAUUAACCUAAAAGUGUUCUUUUAGGUUACAGGCUUCUUUUUCAUACCAGCUCAGCCUCGUUCAGCUACACCACUCUCAAACCUCAGUGCACCCCCACGGCAGAAUGGAAAUGGGAUUGGCAGUUGUAAUAUUUCUGCAUCCCGCAUGCCAACACACUAUGAUGAUGACAAACCAGUGUAUUGAUAAAUCCCCGGAGGUUCACUGCACCGGCACUCUAGUUUUGUUCCUUGCUCUCUUUUUAUUUUAACAAAUGGACGGCACCUCAGGCGAGAAACACCUUAAACCCUGUAACCCCAAACGUAUUCCUCCUGUCUCCCCUUCCUCUUUCUUUCUUCCCUCAACACUUAUUUCCAUAUCCGUCCUUCCUCGACACAGCUGAGCGGUCCCGGUGGAACCAUUGAGAAAUCCAGAAGGGUUCGAGUGGGGUGUGUGUGUUUUUGCAUGAUGAGAUGGAUAGUUUGCAGGUGCACUUAGAAGAAGAUAAUUUAGAGGUCAAGGAAUAAGUGUGUGAGAGCAGGACGCAGGGAAAAGGAUCGGAAAGUGGAUUCUAGGAGACAAGAUGAGAGAAGCUCUGCUUUAAUUGGAGAAGGCUAAUGGGUAAUGUUUCCACUCUGAAAACUAUGAAAUAUAGUUCCUUCUGACAGGGAACCCAUUUCAUCCAACUCCUUAUAACCUCCUUCAACAACACGCAACGUAAUGAGCUCUCAGCUUCCCCGCCUUAGCUGUGAUCUCAUUGCUCCAAACAAUGUUGUAAUUGCAGCACUUGAAGUUCUCGAAGCUGCUUUUGCAAGUCAGCGAGAGACGGGCGAGUUCUCAGCUCUGAAGCUCCUCUCAGUCUCACUCUCAAUCCACAGAAUAACUUUAAAAAGUGAUCCCACGUCUUAUCGUAGCUCCUUUUUGCUGUCAGAGUGCUCAGAUCUUAUGUAGCCCUGAGGGGGUGAGAGUCGAGCUCAGUGUUGGAAGAAAGUUUUUUGGAAUACGACGGUAAAAAAAAGCCUUCAAAUGGUGGAUUCUUAUUUGUUUUGCCUUGUGUUUUUGUUGAGAAAAGAAUGUAAUGUUGCGGAAGUGUAUCACAGGAUUGGAAGUGUUUGUUCACAUCUAAUGAAGCUUGAAUUAAAUAUCAAAAUAAAUCAAGAAAGGGCUUUGAAAGUCACCCAGCUCUGGAAUAGAGUGAUGGAGUUAUAAAGGUUGACAGAAGGAGGGGUAGGUUUGAUAAGAAAGUUUUAGCAAGUGUGUUUGAGGUAUUUAGGAAGAUGAUUAUGUAUGUUUUUUAUUAAUUAGUUGCUUUUGUUUGAGUUAGUGUGAGGGAAGAAAGGAAAAAGAAUGAGUAAAGCUGCAGGGUUUGGGGUAAAACAAUGCAAAAUCCCAGGCGCUUAGGCCUAUGUCAUUCUGAAAACUUCCUCAUAGAAUGCAGUUGUUUGAGGAGCCGGCGGGCAUCAGCAGGAGCCUUCUCGGGGGGGGAGGGGGCUGUGUCGAGGAAUGAGGCGUGCAGCUGUGUCUCUGUAACUCUUUUCUUUGUCUAGGUUUGAAUCCCUGUUUCUAAUUAGCACAACAGUGUGUCUUAAUUAACCUUCCCCAGUCAGACGAUACUCCAACGCUAACAGCUUCCUCCUAAUCGCCAACACCGCUGCGGCGGCUGCCAUCCUGCGCGGGGGCCUCAGCCAUAUUUUAGCGUUGGAGCCGAGCUGUCACCAGUGAUUGAUGUGGAGUUAAAGCUGAGGUCGAUUUAUGAGAAAGUGGAGACUGUUUUUAGCCUGGAUGUUGAAUUUAUAGAAUAUAAUCUGUCACCACCCCGCUGUGGAGAGCAGUGUGCCAAACAACAACAAAACCUUGGAAGCCCGACGCCAUCACGCUCUUGAUCUGUACACUGACUAAGAUGAUCCGUUACCAGCAUGUCAAACACAACAAGAACUACAUGCCUCGAGUUGGACCAAAGGAGGUGCUAUUCUUUCAUUUCUGUUUUCUUUAUUUUUUUAUUACCAUUGUUGUUAUGCAAAUUGUGUUUAACUCUUGCAAGAUCCUUGUUUUCAAAAGGUAUGCCAUGAGGAGCUUUAUGCCACUGUUAAAGUGAAUGUAUCCUCCAAUGAAGAGUCGUCUGUCCUCAUGGUGACAAGGGCUCAUGGAUCUGUUGAAAGCAUCGUUACACUAGGACAAAAAAUAAUGACAUCUAAAAGACUGUCCAUAUUCCUUUCUGAUUGGAGACAUUUUGCACAUGUGCAUUCCUUUUGAAAACAGGACAUUUUCUUAUCUACCCCUUCAUUUUGACAAGUCUUGUUCCUUUUUUUUGUAUCUUGUAAUGUACAUGUUUACAUUGUAUCUCACAUUGCCCAAAAGAGAAACAAUAUUAAAUGUAUUAUCUUUGUUGUUUUA